AUGGGGACAAAUUUUAUAUUUCCCAAAGGAUCCAGGGUGUUAAAUGCAAUUGGUAGAGGGUGGUCACCGUUAAUGAGAGGGAUUCGAUGGUCUCUCGGUAAUGGCAAUAAAGCUAGGUUUUGGCGUGGCAAAUGGUGCCAUCUUCCGACGCCGCUGUACUUACUUGCGAUGGGGACAAUCCCGGAGGAUCAAUGGGAGCUGCCGGUGGCGAGAUUUGUGACCGAUGAUGGCGCAUGGAAUUGGACCUCUUCCGCGCGCCUGGGUGGGAAACAUUAUUUGGUGUCACUGUUUGGAAAAUAUGGAGUGGCUCAAAAGAGGCAUUAUUUGCGGAUAAAGAAUUUGUAG
This is a messenger RNA of Striga asiatica, 345 nucleotides long. NCBI's taxonomy places the organism in Eukaryota, Viridiplantae, Streptophyta, Magnoliopsida, Lamiales, Orobanchaceae. The record is from the annotation of a GenBank genome assembly.